CCAAGAACAACAGAUACAAAUUUUUGGUAUCAUACAUUAUUCAAAGGGAAGGAAACAAACCCUAGUGAAAUCAGAGUUGCGUUUUGGAAGAAGUGAUCAAAUUCAGGGAUCAAUUUCACCUGAUCACAACUUCUCACCUCCAGAAUUCGCUUUAAUUUUGAGGAAAAAGGCUUUGCUAUUUGGGAUUCUGAUGAUGAAAUUUAAGAAAGGGGAUAAGGUGGAGGUUAUGAACAAUGAAGAGAUUCCAGUUUCAUGGCAUGUUGCUGAGGUUUUGUCUGGCGAUCGAAAUAUGUAUUGUGUGAAAUAUGAUAGCUAUCCUGGUAUGUCGAGUGAACGCAAGGUGGAGACAAUUCCAAGGAUGUUUGUAAGGCCGUGCCAGCCAUUGGUGCAAGGUGUCGAGGAUCACGUAGCUGGAGAUGUCGUGGAGACAUUUCACGAAUGUGCCUGGAAGGCUGCUACUAUCCUGAACGUAUUGCAAGGCAAAAGAGGAACUACAAGUAAGAAGACUUCCCUCCGAGCAGCUGCAAUCCAGAAACGGUAUUUGGUAAGGCUGCUUGGGUGCUCCAUGGAAUCUGUUGUUGAUGGAUCAAACAUUAGGAGUAAGCAGACAUGGCACGAAGGCAAAUGGGUUCUGUUUGAAAAGAGUUCUCGAGGAGCUGACGAUGUUACAACUAGCAAACCAUCAACUUCGGUUUGUCAUCAGAAUGUGAACUUCAAGAUCCCUCUACCAAAACCAAGGGCUAAGAAGACACCUGCAAAUAAUUGCAUCAAUAUUUUGGACGAGUCUCGGUUUAUGGAAUCUCAUCAUGAUUCAAGGUCGCUAAAGAGGAUUUCCCCUUAUGGCUCUUCUACCAAUGAUACACAUGACAGGCCUAGCCAAAAGUUACGAGCAAUUGAGAAAGAUGUGAGGAAACAAAGACUGGCUGCUGCCCCAGUGUUCGAAAAGGCAGGUUCUGUUUCUUACCCAAGAAAGAUUUUAGGUGAGAAAAACAUACAUGCUUCCCUCAAAAUUAUACCGAGUGCAUUCAGUCAAAUGGUGAAGGUGAAAGUGAAUGAUGUUCCUGGAAUCAGACAUACGCAAUCGAAUAGUUCAUACAGUGAUGCCUCCUCUGUGGGUAGUUGUAGUAUUACUGAUCGGAGUCCAAGCAACUUUGACAUGCCUUCUAUCUACCUAGUUUCUCGAGAAACAGACACCGUUGAUAGUGAUGCUGAGUCUAGUAAUGGUUCAGGAUUUGAGAGGAAAAGUAGCUCUCAUCCUCCACGAGAGGAAGUAGGAUCCAGUAUCCGUAGGUUAGAGUUGCAAGCUUAUCGCAGAACUCUAGAAGCUCUUUACGCCUCAGGUCCCUUAAGUUGGGAUCAGGAAUCAAUGUUGACAAAUCUUCGUAUCAUGCUCCAUAUUUCAAAUGAUGAACAUUUGACGGAGCUGAAGUACCUAAUAUCUGCUAAAACUGCUGGGCAAGUUGGAGGCAUGCUUGAUUUGCUAAAAGCUGAUUCCGUGAUUUGCACGACGAUACAGUCGUCGAAACUGUUGUUCUCCUGGCCUUGGUACCCAGCAGUUUGUCUAUAUUAUUGUUUCAUUAUAACUGUAUGUAUUUUGCUGAGGAUAUUUUUGCAGGAUCCAUUCCCAGGUACUACAAUACAAGGUUUAAGGUCACUCUCUUGUUUUUUACAUCCUAAUUUUGUGGCAUGUACUUUUCAUUUUCCUGGGUGCUUAAAAUUGGUUUUAUUUCUUCAACAUUUUGGUUAAUGCAACAAAUAUACACGGUCACAUUUUGAUAUCAGAAAUGUAUAUUAUAGGAAUGGA
Messenger RNA from Salvia hispanica, 1804 nucleotides. RefSeq lists its product as uncharacterized. The record is from RefSeq and is a predicted model, not a curated record. Lineage: Eukaryota; Viridiplantae; Streptophyta; Magnoliopsida; Lamiales; Lamiaceae.